Camellia sinensis is the source of this 636-nucleotide messenger RNA. Lineage: Eukaryota; Viridiplantae; Streptophyta; Magnoliopsida; Ericales; Theaceae. The record is from RefSeq and is a predicted model, not a curated record.
UUGGUGUUGUGUGUAAUGUACGAAGUGCAGAUUGGGAAUGCAGCAAUAAAUGAUGAGACAGAUGGGAAAGGAAUGUUUGAUUACUUUGCAAGCCAUGCUGUCAUUUCCGACCAAACUUCAUAUAAAAUCCGGAAAUACUGUAAUUUCUCACCCAAUGCCACCACUCAGUCCAAUGAAUGCUAUGCUGCAACCGGUGAAGCUGAUAUUGGCAAUAUUGAUAUCUAUAACAUCUAUGCUCCUUUAUGCACCUCUUUCAAUAUCACUCUAUUUCCCAAAAAGGCUUCUGUGUUGAAUUUUGAUCCAUGCAGUGAUCAUUAUGUGUAUGCUUAUUUGAAUCGUGCUGAUGUUCAAGAGGCCCUACAUGCCAAUGUAACCAAACUCAGUUAUGAUUGGGAACCAUGCAGUCAAGUCAUCAGACGUUGGGGAGAUAGUCCAUCAACAAUUAUUCCCCUCCUCCAAGAGUUAAUGGCAAAUGGACUUCGAGUGUGGGUAUUUAGCGGUGACGUAGAUGGAAGGAUACCAGUGACUUCAACCAAGUAUUCUAUUAAUAAGAUGAAGCUUCAUCUUAAGACUCCAUGGCAUCCUUGGUAUCUCAAUGGAGAGGUUGGUGGGUACACUGAAGUAUACAAGGGGGAC